Messenger RNA from Impatiens glandulifera, 1766 nucleotides. Its product is annotated as low affinity inorganic phosphate transporter 1-like. Gene Ontology annotation, cellular component: membrane. Gene Ontology annotation, biological process: phosphate ion transport; transmembrane transport. Gene Ontology annotation, molecular function: phosphate transmembrane transporter activity. Bases 71 to 1681 code for a protein of 536 amino acids. NCBI's taxonomy places the organism in Eukaryota, Viridiplantae, Streptophyta, Magnoliopsida, Ericales, Balsaminaceae. The transcript has a single exon. The record is from RefSeq and is a predicted model, not a curated record.
CUUUUCUCUUCUUCUUAGAGAACUGUAUGUAUAUAUUCAGGGUUAAAGGAAUCAAGGAUAGCAGCCAGCCAUGGCUAGAGAAAAUUUGAAAGUUUUGAAUGCUCUGGACGUUGCCAAAACACAAUGGUACCACUUCACCGCCAUUAUCAUUGCAGGUAUGGGGUUCUUCACCGAUGCAUAUGAUUUGUUCUGCAUUUCUCUUGUCACCAAGUUACUCGGCCGACUCUACUAUCACCGUCAAGGCGAUCUUAUGCCCGGGACUCUUCCUCCUAACGUAUCAGCCGCCGUCAAUGGUGUUGCCUUCUUUGGAACUUUAACCGGUCAGCUCUUCUUCGGCUGGCUUGGAGAUAAAAUGGGUAGGAAAAAGGUCUAUGGUAUGACAUUGAUGAUUAUGGUCGUUUGCUCCAUCGCUUCCGGCUUAUCUUUCGGACAUAGUUCCAAAGGAGUAAUCGCCACCCUAUGUUUCUUCCGGUUUUGGUUGGGGUUUGGGAUUGGCGGCGAUUAUCCACUUUCCGCCACGAUUAUGUCGGAAUAUGCGAAUAAGAAGACUCGAGGUGCAUUCAUUGCUGCAGUGUUUGCUAUGCAGGGAUUUGGUAUCUUGGCAGGUGGUGCGGUUGCUUGUAUUGUUUCGUCUUCGUUUAAAGCGGCUUAUCCUGCCCCGGCUUAUGAUGUCAAUCCUGUUGCAUCCGUUGUCCACGAGGCUGAUUAUGUCUGGCGUAUCAUUCUUAUGUUUGGUGCUAUCCCGGCUGCGAUGACUUUCUAUUGGCGAAUGAAAAUGCCUGAAACUGCACGUUACACGGCUUUGGUUGCGAAUAACGCUAAGCAAGCCGCUUCUGAUAUGUCUAAGGUUUUGCAAGUGGAAUUGGAAGAGGAUUCGGCUAGAGAUGUACAUAAGGGUCGGGACAAUAAGAACAGUUUUGGUUUGUUUUCGAAAGAAUUCCUUCGUCGCCACGGACUUCAUUUGCUUGGGACUGCGACUACUUGGUUCCUAUUGGACAUCGCGUUCUACAGCCAAAACUUAUUCCAAAAGGAUAUUUUCACUGCGAUCGGAUGGAUCCCGGAUGCUAAAACAAUGAAUGCUUUAGAAGAGGUUUUCCUUAUCGCAAGGGCUCAAACCCUUAUUGCACUAUGCAGUACAGUCCCCGGGUACUGGUUCACGGUGGCUCUUAUCGAUAGGAUCGGGAGAUUUACUAUUCAAUUGAUGGGUUUCUUCUUUAUGACCGUGUUCAUGUUCGUUUUGGCCAUUCCUUACGAUCACUGGACACAUAAGGACAACAGGAUCGGUUUUGUAGUGAUGUACUCGUUCACAUUCUUCUUCGCAAACUUUGGUCCGAAUGCCACCACAUUCAUUGUGCCUGCUGAGAUUUUCCCGGCUAGGCUGAGAUCCACUUGUCAUGGGAUAUCGGCUGCUUCGGGCAAGGCAGGUGCCAUUGUUGGUGCAUUUGGAUUCUUGUACCUUGCACAGAACAAGGACCCAACAAAGACAGACAAAGGGUACCCUCCGGGGAUUGGAGUUAAGAACGCACUCAUCAUUCUAGGUUGCAUCAACUUCUUGGGAUUCUUGUUCACGUUUCUUGUGCCGGAAGCAAAGGGAAGGUCAUUAGAGGAAGUUGCUCAGGAGAACGAAGACGACGACAUAGAAAUGGAGUCUAAGACGGACAACAAGACCGUUCAAGUGUAAAUGUGUAAUAUCUAAUAUUGUAGGUUUGGUAAUACGUACAUUUUCACCUUGUUAAUUAACAUUUCCUUCUCAUUUUAUAACAAAA